Molecule: messenger RNA, 1532 nt
Organism: Momordica charantia (bitter melon)
Lineage: Eukaryota; Viridiplantae; Streptophyta; Magnoliopsida; Cucurbitales; Cucurbitaceae
Source: RefSeq, a predicted model, not a curated record
UCUGUUUCUCUGCCUCCCUUCUUCUUCUUCAUACUUUUUUGGCUUUUGGAGUGUUGUUAGAAUUUGUUCUUCUCUCUGGAAUUCUACAUUUUUGUGUGUGGUUGAUGAACGUCUCUCUUUACGAUUCACGAUUGCACGCAAAUAUUUACAUUUAAUUCGGUUAUCGGUGCAAAUUGUAGGGAAAAUGGCCCUAAUGAAUAUAUCUCUUUGAUUCUGUGUCCCAGGGCUAAUGUGACUGUUCUUUAGGAUUUUUAUUUUUUAUUUUUAAGGAGAAACGGGGGAAGAUAUAACCAGGUUGGGUUACACAAGCAUUUAUAUUCUCCGGAUUAAGGAGGAGCUGUGUCCUAAGGAUGUUCCUCUACGCAUCGACAUAUAUGACGAGGUUGGCAUCGGUGGAGGGGCAUCUGGAGUUGCUGGAGGGCUUCUUCAUCCUUAUUCUCCUAAAGAUGCGGAUAACGCUAACCCCUCGAAAUGAUGACAGUUAAACUUCUCUGGAAAGGUGCUGAGUGUUGGGCAGACUGCUUGAGGCUUUUGAGCGUUGCAGAGUCUACACUUCACUCCAAAGAGUUGGAUUCUGAGAUGGAUGGGUGUCAGAAUAUGCACGAAUUCGUUGUUCUAAGACGGGGCAUUUUGAGGCCUGCAAUAAGCUUGAAGAAUUUGACAGUGUUAAAAGAAAAUGCUCAAAAUGGGCUUGAUAGCUGCAGAAUAGAAACCAUUGAUGAAGAUGAUGCCAGAAAUCUUGUUCCUCAGCUUCAUGUUCCUCUAAAUACAGCUUUUUAUAUGCCUCAAGCUGUUAAUAUCAAUUCUCGACGUUAUCUUGAGGCGCUAUUUACAGCAUGUGAAAAUCUGACCAAGGAAUCAUCCACCUCAGGUCAUGGUCCAAAGGAGCUGUAUUUGCAGAAGGAUUCUAUUAACAAACUGCGUGAACUAGGAGGUGCAUACGACGCUGUGAUUGUUUGUCUAGGUGCCAAAAUGGUCAUGCUUCCUGAACUUUCUGGAAAACUUCCAUUGAGAACUUGCAGAGGUGUAGUUGCUCAUAUGCAGCUACCCGAUGAUAUCAGCAAUACAUAUCCAGAGCUUGGGCCUUCUAUACUGUCAGAUGCAUGGCUAGCCAUACAGGGUCCUCGGAGUUUAUACAUGGGUUCAACAUGGGAGUGGCAAUCAACAAAUUCAUCACCUGAAGUUUCAGAAGAUGAAGGCUUGAGAACGCUCGCAGAACUUUUACCAAAGGUGGCAGCCAUUUAUCCCUCCAUAAAGGAGUGGAGUUUCACAGGAGCAAGGGCUGGUCUAAGAGCAAUGCCACCACUUACUCCUCCUGGAUCUCUUCCUCUUAUGGGUUGUAUAGACGAGAUUGUAAGACAUAACAGCUCCUGCAAGUAUUGGUUAUUGGGAGGGCUUGGUUCAAGGGGAUUGUUGUACCAUGGUUGGCUUGGAAAGUUAACAGCGCAGGCUGUGCUUUCAUGUAAUGAAAAACUAAUUCCAUCUGAAUUAACCUCUUGGAAGAAAAUGAUGAAUAGUUAAUUCAUUCUCUA